Echinops telfairi (small Madagascar hedgehog) is the source of this 379-nucleotide messenger RNA. RefSeq names its product bone gamma-carboxyglutamate protein (gene BGLAP). Gene Ontology annotation, molecular function: calcium ion binding; structural constituent of bone; hydroxyapatite binding. The transcript is spliced from 4 exons. Gene Ontology annotation, cellular component: extracellular region. Gene Ontology annotation, biological process: osteoblast differentiation; regulation of bone mineralization; regulation of cellular response to insulin stimulus. The record is from RefSeq and is a predicted model, not a curated record. Bases 3 to 305 code for a protein of 100 amino acids. Lineage: Eukaryota; Metazoa; Chordata; Mammalia; Afrosoricida; Tenrecidae.
UCAUGAAGCCCCUCCCGCUCCUGGCCCUGCUGGGCCUGGCCACCAUCUGUCUGGUGGGCCAGGCAGAUGCAAAGCCCAGUGGCGCAGAGUCUGGCAAAGGUGCAGCCUUCGUGUCCAAGCAGGAGGGCAGUGAAGUGGUGAGGCGAGCCAGGCGCUACCUGGACCAAGGGCUGGGAGUCCCAGCCCCCUACCCAGACCCCCUGGAGCCCAAGCGGGAGGUGUGUGAGCUGAACCCGGACUGUGAUGAGCUGGCCGACCACAUCGGCUUCCAGGAGGCCUACCAGCGCUUCUACGGCCCCGUCUAGGCCCUCAGGCCCUGCAGGCCUCCGGAUGCUGCUCCGCUCAUUGCCUGGACCUCACAGGCCCUCCCAGCCCCCAU